Messenger RNA from Hymenoscyphus albidus, 2756 nucleotides. NCBI's taxonomy places the organism in Eukaryota, Fungi, Ascomycota, Leotiomycetes, Helotiales, Helotiaceae. The record is from the annotation of a GenBank genome assembly.
GGGGAUAAUCUGCAGCCAGAGUGUAGUGCAUGAACUAUACUUUGCUCCCCCCUUAUUUCCAAAACCGCACGAACGAUACAGCCGAAAGGAAAACAAAAACAUCACGUGGUAUUCGUACCCAAAAUAAAACUUCCAGGUUUUGUUCCGACUACGUACUUGCAAUGGAAAUACUGAGGCAUCAAACAAACCCGGCAUCCGAAAGAAACCUUCAACAAGAAAGGAUUCCGUCCCACCCACACUGCAACGUCGUAUCCCAAAGGGCCCCAAAAACCCAACAGAUCACCACCCUCGCCCAGACCUUACCCUACGGCAAAAUCACGCGCAACGCCCCAAAAAAAGCUUCCAGAUGAUAACAUAGCGGAUUUUGAUUAAAAAGUAAAUCAAAUAGGUACCCUUACCAAAGUUCUCGCCUUGAAAAACACCCCCCAAUUCCAAAUUGCGAUCCACCAUCGCAACGCCUGAGCAAGUAUGGAGAAAGGGCGUCGCCUAAAUCCCUCUCGCCUAAAUACGAGCCAAAGUAGAAGAGCCACCAACGACCAAAGAAAAACAUGUAUUGAGAUCCAUCCUAGGAGGUAGAGAUGGAGCGGUCCCCACAUGCUCUCAAUAUGGAUAAGCUACUGGGUAUUGACAUCAAAAGAAGAGCGAGGACAAAGCGUUUGUCUUGGAAAUAAUUCAAUUUUUUUUUCUUUCGUCUUGUAUUCUUGCUUGCUUUCGUUGCUUUGCACAGCCGUCGUCAGAAAAGCCAAUAUUUACGUGGGAUGACUGGUAGCCGAUUUUCAGCUCACCACCUCGAACCAGACUCCGAGAGAGCACGCGUCAUGUUGUUGGAGAAAUCUGCCUUUCCAUUAUUGAAUCAAGUCGAAAUCCAAUAGCUCCCGUUCUCUUUCAAGAAGGAUAUCCUGGGGGGAGGUGUUGGCACCGAGGCGUUUUGGGGCUCGUUUUCGGAUUGCUGCCUGUACGCGAAAGGAUUCUCGGGCGAUAGUUCUCGGUGUAGAGGGCUCAGAUGCGCAGCGAGUGAUGGGAAGUGUGCGAAGUAUGUAUAAUGACUCGGUGGUGAGGGAGGGUUGAAGUUAUUUAACAAGUCUCAGUUCCGGGUGAAAGAUGUCAAAUAUUGUCAAAUAACAUUCGCCAACACUAUUGUGUUGAACACUUCUCAUCCAUCGGUUACUUUAAGUGUAUUAUACCCUUUUUAGAACAUCUCCAGCCAGAACUUUCAGUCGAGAAAGUAUUCAACAUGACAGGAUCCAAGUCAACCGUUUCAGUGUCGAAGUCUUUGAGCCCGUGGAUACUUGUGUUACUAUGCUUGCUAGUAACAAUCGAUGCCCAACUUCUAGAGAGAAAGGUUAUAACUCGAGAUGGUUCCAACUUCACACGAAAAUUUUCUCUCACCCAGAACAAAAAUCCCAACUGGGAACCAAGAGAAAUUCCAGUAACCGACAUCUAUGCCCGUCCAUUUCGAAAGCAUAGAAUCCGCAUGCCAAAGCAACUCCGAGAAGGUGUCAUGGAGCUGGCAGCAGAAGAGUCGAAUAGCACCUCACUAAAACACAAAAGAGCCAACGGCGUCAAAACCAAAGACAACAAUGGAUUGUAAGUACUGAACAUAGGACUAAACUCAAAGCAUUCGCUAACAAGCGUUUCGAUUAGAUAUACAUACCCUGUUGGCAUGGGAGAGGAUCUCAAUCAGAAUCCUGUCCAGACACUCCAAAUUCUCUUCGAUACAGGUUCUGGAGACUUUUGGGUUUGGUCAUGGCUCAUGCCAGAGACUAUAACUCAAGGACGCAGAAUAUACAACGCCUCUAACUCUCAUGCCUCCGCUAGGUGGCCAGGCCAAUCCUUCAACAUUCCUUAUGCAUCAGGGAGUGCAUACGGGUUGGUUUAUCAAGAUACUGUCUGGGCAGAUGGGCUUGAAUUUGGUCUUACAGGAACUCCAGUUGAAUGUGCUCAAGACGUUGGUGGGGAUCGUUUAAAACAACUGACGAAUGUUGAUGGGAUUAUGGGUUUAAAUACGUGGACCACAGACUCGGAAUCACCACAACCACAGCAGACGUGGCUCAGCUUCUCUGUCGAUAACCUUCUCGCAGGUGAGUGAUAGGUAUAUAUAUCCGAAAGAAAACAAAAGCUAACUUGUUUUUCAGAGUCUGUAUUUACCAUCGCUCUCGUCCGAAACGGAAUCGGAACGAUCGACUUUGGCGUAAUCGACAAAAGCAAGUACACCGGCAACAUCAUCUGGACACCAGUCGUACCAACCCCCGGCUGGGCAGCAUCAGGCUACUGGCUCUUCGAAUGGAGCGGCUGGGCCAUAGGAAGAGGGGCAUACAACCGAACCACCAACCUAGUCCUCACAGACUCCGGUACCAACCUCACCCUCUUGCCACUCUCCAUGGCAAAGAAGUACUACGCGCAAGUCGCCGGGGCGUACCAACUCUCCACUGGAUUCUGGACAUUCCCUUGUGCUUCGACCUUGCCCUCUUUUACUUUUGGGAUUGGAGCGGCUCGGGUCACUAUUCAGCCCAAGAAUAUGGUCUUUUUGGAGCUUGAUGAUAAUGUCAUGUGCUUAGGGGCCAUUCAGAAUACAGAGGAGGAUGGGUUUGUGUUGUUGGGAACCCCUUGGCUAGAAGGCUUGUUCCUUGUUCAUGAUUAUGGGCGAAAGCGUCUUGGAUUUGCUGCGAGAACCAAUUGAAAUGAACAAGGGGGCAUUUUGGGGUUGUGGGGUUUUGGCUUGUGACGAGUAUGUAGGCUAGGUGUCAAGAUCAGAG